AUGAGCAAUUCGACCUCAUUUGACCCUGCCAACUGCACAUACGCUACCUGCUCCGUCGCAGAGUAUGGGCAAUUGACCUAUAUCCCUUCCCUGCCCGGCAAUGCAUUCUACCUCGCCAUAUUCGCAGCCGCCGCCAUUGCACAACUCGUCUUGGGCAUCACCUACCGCACAUGGUCCUUCACAAUCGGCAUGCUAUGUGGCUGCGCUCUCGAGAUCUUGGGCUACGUCGCCCGCAUCCAACUGCACUACAACGACUUUGACAACAACCAUUUCAUCGUGUACCUCGUCGGCUUGACCAUCGGGCCCGCGUUCUUCUCUGGCUCGAUAUACCUUUGCCUGGCACGGAUCAUUGCCGUGUACGGGACCGGGGUGUGCGUGCUCAGUCCCCGGACGAUCACGGUGGUGUUUGUGUGUGCGGACUUCUGCUCGCUUGUGCUGCAAGCCGCGGGAGGGGCGCUGACGAGCUUGGCCAUCUCGGAAAGUCUGGUCCAGGCCGGGAUCAAUAUCAUGAUCGCAGGGCUGGCGUUGCAGGUUGCGAGUACGACGGUGUUCUGUGCGGUUUGUCUGCAGAUCGUGGCGAGGGUGUUUAUGAGGCCGGAAUCUGUUCGUCGAGAUACGGCUGGGUUGGCGGUAAGACAGACCGGCAGGUUUCGAUAUUUUUUGUGGGGUAUUGCGAUUGCUACCAUUGCCAUCCUGGUGCGCUGCUCUUUCAGGGUUGCGGAGCUGAGUAAGGGCUUUGGCAGUGAUUUGGCGAACAACCAGGUCCUUUUCAUGGUUCUGGACGGCGCGAUGAUGUCUGUUGCUGUGCUGGUGUUGACGGGUGGGCAUCCUGGUCCUGCCCUGGGAAGGGAGGUGUGGAGAGAGGGCGGGAUCACUCUGUGUGGCAACAAGUCGAGAAAGACGCGCCGGAUGCGUGUGGACAGCGAACCUCGUGCAACGGAAUUGAGGGCGACCAUGAGGAAGUGA
This is a messenger RNA of Exophiala xenobiotica, 966 nucleotides long. RefSeq lists its product as uncharacterized. NCBI's taxonomy places the organism in Eukaryota, Fungi, Ascomycota, Eurotiomycetes, Chaetothyriales, Herpotrichiellaceae. Gene Ontology annotation, cellular component: plasma membrane; fungal-type vacuole. The record is from RefSeq and is a predicted model, not a curated record. Bases 1 to 966 code for a protein of 321 amino acids. The transcript has 2 exons.